CAACCUCAACCAUCAGCAACCAGGCUCCUUUCGCGAGGUUCGAUAUUCCUUUACCUGCACUAUCGCAAUUGACCCGGACUCUGUGGUUGAUAACGGACCAUCGUCAGGCAAUUUCUCUGAGUUAUAUUUUUCGAGAGGACCAACGCGCGCGCCCUUGUUGAAACCUGACGGAGUAUCAUCAUUACUUAUCAGCUCCGCUUUCACCCGCGCCCCGUAUAUAGCUGGUCGCGCGAUAUCCUUCCGCUCGCCUUCUCAUCUUCUUUGACGCAUCGGACCAGCAGAGGGUUGAGCUAGCCGCUGUCUAUCACUAUCUACAAUGGCAUCCAGCUUCCCCGUGCGUCAGCUCUCUGCUAGGCUUGCCAGACGGCAGCCCAGGGUGUACGCCCCCACUCGACGAUUCCAAUCCACAGUCCCUACGCAAACACAGAAUCCCGCAUACCCUCUAUACCCAUCCGUCAUCACGCUCUGCCACGAGAAAGGCAUCCCGGAGUCCGAAAUCGCCAAAAUCCCCGCUUCAGGCCCCAAGGGCCGUCUCCUGAAGGGUGAUGUCUUAGCAUACAUUGGCUCUAUCCCCGCAGACUACCCAUCCACAGAGGCGGCGCGAAUCGCACACAUCCAGCACCUCGACCUGAGCAACAUCAAGAUCGCCCCUCCACCCAAGCCCGCAGAGCCAACGCCUGCUGUUGUUGAAGAGAGAAUUCCUGCACCACCGGCCCUGACUUCGGUUGCGGUAUCAGUCUCCCUAGCCGCUGUACUGUCAGUCCAGAAGAAGAUCCAAGAGAGUCUGGGGGUCACGAUCCCUCUGGCGACCUUCCUUGCGCGAGCAACGGAUGUUGCAAACGAUGACCUGCCCCGCGCAGCGUCUGAGAAGCCCUCCGCAGAUGAGCUGUUCGAGGAAUUGCUGGGUGCUAGCCCCAUUCAGACUACUCGUGGUGACUAUGUCCCAGAGAUCAACACCGUUGCGGCACCCACGCCUGCUCCAGCUUCGCCCGUUAAGGAGGACCUCAUUGACUUCUUGGCCGGAAAGGUGACCAAGAAGACAACUGCUCUGGGAUCGGCUCCUGUGGCACCCGGUGUCGCUGAAAAUGUAUUCAGCCUGACAGUCCCUGUGGGUGAGGAGAGAAGAGCCAAGGCGUUCCUGGAGCGGAUUAAGACGGUGCUGCAGGGUGAGCCUGGAAGGCUGAUUCUGUAGUCUUCCCCAAAAUGGGAAUGGAGGAAGAGAGACUUGCAAUGUUUAUUCGAGUAUAAUGCAUAUAGUGUAGCCCAUAAUGAUUACCCUUGGUUUGAUCCCUAUGCUAUCAGACGUAUUUAUUCUCUUACUAUGUAAGUCCUGG
This is a messenger RNA of Paecilomyces variotii, 1334 nucleotides long. RefSeq names its product putative pyruvate dehydrogenase complex component Pdx1. NCBI's taxonomy places the organism in Eukaryota, Fungi, Ascomycota, Eurotiomycetes, Eurotiales, Thermoascaceae. The transcript has 2 exons. Bases 317 to 1192 code for a protein of 291 amino acids. The record is from RefSeq and is a predicted model, not a curated record. Gene Ontology annotation, molecular function: acyltransferase activity.